AUGGCUACCCCGGCGAUUGCGGAACGAGGCUAUGGAUCCGACGAAACAUACAUCUAUGAGUACUCAAGAGGCCUGGGGGGAGUGGAUGUUCCUCGCGACGUGAUCAUCACUCGGAUCAUCUACUCUGGACUCAUCAUAUUAGCCCUGGUGAUGUUCGGUGGCCGAGUAGCCCAAAUCAGCCAUGCAUAUCUCCGCCAAAUCACCGCCGCCGGCGCAAAUAAGAAACAGCAGAACUUCUGGGCGCAGGAAGACUCCUGGUGGUGGCCUACUAUCAAGAAGCACUUCCUCUACGCUCCAUUGGGCAACAAGAGACACAACCGAGAGCUGCAGCUGUCCUCUGUCGUGAGUGUCGGCACGCUGCCCUCCAGACUACAGACCAUCUUGGUCUUCCUAUACUUCGCCAGCCAAGUCGCAUACUGCGUCAUCCUGGACUACAAAGUCAACCACAAGGCAGCGCUCGUGGCCGAGCUCCGCGGACGAUCGGGGACGCUGGCCGUCCUCAACAUGGUGCCUCUCUUCCUUCUCGCCGGCCGAAACAAUCCCUUAAUCUCCAUCCUGCAUAUCAGCUUCGACACCUACAACCUCCUCCACCGCUGGCUGGGCCGGAUGGUCGUGAUCGAAUCCGUAGUCCACACAGCCGCAUGGGCCGUCAACGCCGUGGACGAGCAAGACUUCGCUCAUAUGAUGCUCCGACUCCAAACAACCCCCUUCUUCACCUGGGGCCUGGUGGGGACCGUCGCAAUGAUCUUCCUCUUCUUGCACUCUCCCUCUCCAGUCCGGCACGCCUUCUACGAGACCUUCCUGCACCUGCACCAACUCGCAGCCCUAACCGCCUACCUAGGCGUCUUCCUGCACCUGAAGCUGGACAACCUCCCCCAGCAAAGCUGGGCCAUUGCCAUCGCAGCCAUCUGGAUCCUAGACCGCACAACCCGUCUCAUCCGCCUGCUCCACCUCAACGUCUCAACAGGCGGCACAACAAGAAUGACCGUGCAAGCCCUCCCAGGCGAAGCCUGCCGGGUAACAUUCCACCUCCCCAAACGCGUCCCCAUCAACCCAGGCUGCCACGUCUUCGUCUACAUCCCCAAAAUCUCCUGGUGGAUGUCCCACCCCUUCUCCAUAGCCUGGGCCGAAGACACCUCCACGCCUCAAAUCCAAUCCUCCAAAUACGCCGACCUCGAAAAACAAAUAACCCUCCCAUCAGCCACCAAGUCCCAAAUCUCCCUCAUCAUCGGCGCCCAGAAAGGCAUGACCCGUCGUCUCUUCAAUCUCGCCAACGCCUCUCCUUCAAAAUCAAUCUCCCUCCCAGGCUUCAUCGAAGGCCCCUACGGCUCCCACCCCACCAACCCCUCCAGCUACGGCACCGCAGUCCUCUUCUCUGCCGGCGCAGGAAUAACACACCACCUGCUCUACACGCGCCAGCUAGUCCAAGCAGCCGCAGAAGGAACAGCAGCCACCCGCCGCGUCUACCUCGUCUGGUCCGUCCGAUCAACAGACCACCUCUCAUGGGUGAGCAAGUUCAUGGACCAGAUCCUGCGUUUACCAGGUCGUCGUGACGUCCUGACCGUCAAGCUAUUCGUGUCGAAGCCGCGCAAGGCCACCGAUAUCGUGAGUCCGUCUGCGUCUGUAACAAUGCAGGCGGGUCGAUGUCGGCCGGAUGUGGUGCUUGAUGAGAUUCUGCCUGGUCGUGUUGGCGCGACGCUGGUGAGUGUUUGUGGGCCUGGGGCUUUUGCGGAUGAGGUGAGAGAUGCGGCGAGAAGGAGGAUUGGACAGGGUGCUGUGGUGGAUUUUGCCGAGGAGGCUUUUACUUGGUGA
Messenger RNA from Penicillium olsonii, 1812 nucleotides. The record is from the annotation of a GenBank genome assembly. NCBI's taxonomy places the organism in Eukaryota, Fungi, Ascomycota, Eurotiomycetes, Eurotiales, Aspergillaceae.